Molecule: messenger RNA, 2461 nt
Organism: Ceratotherium simum simum (southern white rhinoceros)
Lineage: Eukaryota; Metazoa; Chordata; Mammalia; Perissodactyla; Rhinocerotidae
Gene: ACVRL1
Product: activin A receptor like type 1
Biological process (GO): cellular response to growth factor stimulus; angiogenesis; protein phosphorylation
Cellular component (GO): BMP receptor complex; plasma membrane
Molecular function (GO): transmembrane receptor protein serine/threonine kinase activity; ATP binding
Source: RefSeq, a predicted model, not a curated record
GCACGCCGGCACCCCACCGCCCGAGGGCAGGCCCGGAGGAUCAUGACCUUGGACCCCCCCAGGAGAGGCCUUCUGAUGCUACUGCUGGCCUUGGGCCUGACCCAGGGUGACCCCGUGAAGCCCUCUCGGGGCCCGCUGGUGACCUGCACAUGUGAGAACCCCCAGUGCAGGGGGCCCACCUGCCAGGGGGUCUGGUGCACAGUAGUGCUGGUGCGGGAGGAGGGCAGGCACCCCCAGGAACAUCGGGGCUGCGGGAACCUGCACCAGGAGCUUUGCUGGGGGCGCCCCACCAAGUUCGUCAACCACUACUGCUGCUACAGCUCCCUCUGCAACCACAACGUGUCCCUGGUGCUGGAGGCCACCCCAACUCUGGAGCAGCCGCAAGUAGAUGGCCAGCUGCCUCUGAUCCUGGGCCCUGUGCUGGCCUUGCUGGCCCUGGUGGUCCUGGGUGCCCUGGGCCUGUGGCACGUCCGGCGGAGGCAGGAGAAGCAGCGGGGCCUGCACAGCGAGCUGGGCGAGUCCAGCCUCAUCCUGAAGGCAUCCGAGCAGGGGGACAGCAUGUUGGGGGACCUCUUGGACAGUGACUGCACCACGGGCAGUGGCUCGGGGCUCCCCUUCCUGGUGCAGAGGACAGUGGCACGGCAGGUUGCCCUGGUGGAGUGUGUGGGAAAGGGCCGCUAUGGUGAGGUAUGGCGGGGCCUGUGGCAUGGUGAGAGUGUGGCCGUCAAGAUCUUCUCCUCGAGGGAUGAACAGUCCUGGUUCCGGGAGACCGAGAUCUACAACACGGUGUUGCUCAGACAUGACAACAUCCUAGGGUUUAUCGCUUCGGACAUGACUUCCCGCAACUCGAGCACGCAGCUGUGGCUCAUCACGCACUACCACGAGCAUGGCUCGCUCUACGACUUUCUGCAGAGGCAGACGCUGGAGCCCCAGCUGGCUCUGAGGCUAGCUGUGUCCGCGGCCUGCGGCCUGGCGCACCUGCACGUGGAGAUCUUCGGCACGCAGGGCAAACCGGCCAUCGCCCACCGCGACCUCAAGAGCCGCAACGUGCUGGUCAAGAGCAACCUGCAGUGCUGCAUCGCCGACCUGGGUCUGGCUGUGAUGCACUCCCAGGGUAGCGAUUACCUGGACAUUGGCAACAACCCACGAGUGGGCACCAAGCGGUACAUGGCCCCUGAGGUGCUGGAUGAGCAGAUCCGCACUGACUGCUUCGAGUCCUACAAGUGGACGGACAUCUGGGCCUUUGGCCUGGUGCUGUGGGAGAUCGCCCGCCGGACCAUUGUCAAUGGCAUUGUGGAGGACUACAGGCCACCCUUCUAUGACCUGGUGCCCAAUGAUCCCAGCUUUGAGGACAUGAAGAAGGUGGUGUGUGUUGACCAGCAGACCCCCACCAUCCCCAACCGGCUGGCUGCAGACCCGGUCCUCUCAGGCCUGGCUCAGAUGAUGCGGGAGUGCUGGUACCCCAACCCCUCUGCCCGCCUCACUGCGCUGCGGAUCAAGAAGACGCUACAGAAACUCAGCAACAGCCUGGAGAAGCCCAAAGUGAUUCACUAACCACGGGCACCUGAUGCCUGACUCCCCUCUGCCUGCAGUGGGGGAGCUGGAGGGGGCAGUGGAUGGUGGCCUAUCUGGGUAGAGGCAGUGUGAAAUGUGUGUGCUGGGGAGGGGAGUGCCCCUCUAUGCCUGCUGGCCCGGCCCCCAGCCCAUCCAGCCAGAAAUACAGCUGGGCUGAAACCCGAUCCCCCGCUGUCUAGUCUGCUCAAAGCAGCAGGCUCCCUGACGCCUGGCUCUCUCCCCACCCCCACGCCCUGGGCGCACCCCCUACUACCCCCAGGACAGGAUGCAAAAGAGGCCCCAGAGCCAGGGUGGCCAAGCCAGGGAAUCCCAGUCCCAGGCGCAGAGGCUGCACUUUACCCCCUGCCCUCAGUUAACCCCACUGCCCGGCCAGAGCUGCCCAGGGGGAGUAGGGCCCUGUCCACACUUCAGUAGACACCCUGCCCUGCCAGGCCUCAGCCUCUGGCACAAGCCCUGACACCCGGGGCCCAUCAGUUUCUCUCUGUGGGUUUGUAUCUCAGCUCCAUGAUGCCGUGGGCCUCUGUCUCCCGGACAAGACCCCUGCUCCUGAAUGCCAGCUGCCUGAGAGAGCUGGGGCCUGAUCCUGGGCCCAUCCCCCACCCCCAUCUUGGCUGACUUAUUAGGGCAUUAAACCCAAGGAGUCCUGCUGAGGGAGUGGCAGGGUCAUAGGCCAGUGGAGAGGUGGUAGGUCAAAUGCGUAAGGCCCAGGACUUUCAGAAUAACUGAGAGGACAUUGAGGCCAAGCAUAGUGGGGGAAAGGCUCAGCUGGGAGCCAGGAGACCCAGGUUCUGGUCCUGGAUGCUUGCUCUCUGUACGUGCAUGAGGCCUUCGCCGUCCCAGGACCUUUGUGUCUUCAUCUACGUAGUGAAGAUUUGGUCCUGAUGUC